Molecule: messenger RNA, 258 nt
Organism: Morchella importuna
Lineage: Eukaryota; Fungi; Ascomycota; Pezizomycetes; Pezizales; Morchellaceae
Exons: 3
Coding region: 1-258 (85 amino acids)
Source: RefSeq, a predicted model, not a curated record
AUGGGGGGUUGUCACAAGAACACAAAAAAACAAAAACUGCUUAUCCCAAACCCACCAAUCCCCCUCCACUCUCACGAGAAUUUUCUCCUCUACUCAGUCUUGGCCAUCCCCGGGCGAUCCCCCAGCCAACCCGCGCCAACAGCCCCUGAACGAAGCCGCAUCUCGCUCGCUGACCCUUCGUUAGUCCCUUUCUACCCGGCAGACUCGCGCUCAGCCAACCCGAUACGGCCCACCACCUCAUCCUGCGUUGUUGCGUAG